AUGGAGAGGAGAAAGGCAGACAGACCUACUGUGUGCAAGAGAACAAGUCUCCUCUUCCUCCUCUUGUCUGUGCUCCACCUCUUCCUCCAGAUGUACUCUGUCGGGGAGCAAGGGCUGAUGGGAUACUGCCGGAGACCUUCCAACUGGCUGGAGGUCGUCCUGCAGACGGUGAUCGUGCUGCACUCCGUCCUGCGCGUCCGUCACUGCAGCGCUGUGAUGGAGGCUGCAGAGCUUCUGCAGAAUCAGAGCUACCAUGCACACGUGGACGUCAGGUUACUGGCUACUCAGGAACAAGUGAGAGACACACACAGGAAGAGACGAGUGAAGGCAGGAGAAAUAUGUCCGCACGCUGACUGGCGUUCUCCUCUUCCUCCUCGCAUGAAGACUUUGACAGUGAUGAAGGCGAGCAGGACUUUGGCUGCUCCUGCUGCAGUCUUCACUCGUUCACUCUGCAGCCUCUUUUGGCCAAUGAUUUCAGGAUUAAUCCUGCUGAUGGCAUUGUCCAGUGUGGGAAACCUGAUCUUCUGCCAGACCUCCUGGGUUUUCAGCUCCCUGCCUCACUCCCUGCAGACUGUGCUCUGUCACCUCUGGGGUUUCAAGUCUCUCAAGAUCCUCCUCAUUUCAGGGAAGGAUUUAAUCUACAAGGGAGCCACUCAUCUGUCCUCCACUACGGUGUGGACGUCUAUGGUGAUGGGUGUGGUGAUGUCAUGGGUCCAAAUCACUCAAAGAUCUCACAGCAGAAGGGAUGUCUUCACUUUAGCAGACUUAACUGGUUACAUCAGAUGGAGGCUUUCUGUGUUCACAGGCCUGAAGACACCAACAUGGUCUGAAAACCACAUGGAAACAAAGACAUAUUACCUGGAAGAGUUUGAAAGUUUAGUCGAUGAACUAUUGUUCAGACUCUGCGUUCUCAGCUCCUGCCACCCGCUGCCCCCCAGAGCCUAUUGCUACAGGAACAACAGUCCUCAUAUCGCACCAAGACUGGAGUCAUCCAAUGUAGACUCAGAGGUGAGACUCUGUCUGAACAUCGAUAUAAAGAUUUGA
Thalassophryne amazonica is the source of this 1044-nucleotide messenger RNA. Its product is annotated as polycystic kidney disease 1 like 1-like. The transcript has 7 exons. Lineage: Eukaryota; Metazoa; Chordata; Actinopteri; Batrachoidiformes; Batrachoididae. The record is from RefSeq and is a predicted model, not a curated record. The coding region runs from base 1 to 1044 and encodes 347 amino acids.